GUGUGUGCCUGUCUCUCAUCCUUUCUUUUUUCUCUCCCUCCCUCUCUCGCCUGCACCCCGUGUUGCAUGUGGCUGCCCCAGGGAGUAAAGGGCCAACCAGGCGAGAAGGGGGCCCCAGGAGAUGCCGGGAUGUCCAUCAUCGGUCCCCGCGGCCCCCCUGGUCAGCCGGGCACUCGAGGUUUUCCUGGAUUUCCGGGUCCCAUUGGGCUAGACGGCAAACUGGGCCACCCCGGACCAAAAGGGGAGAUGGGCCUGAUGGGUCCCCGAGGACAGCCGGGACCUCAAGGACAAAAAGGAGAAAAGGGUCAGUGUGGAGAGUACCCACACCGGCUGCUGCCUCUCCUCAAUUCAGUGCGACUGGCUCCACCCCCAGUCAUAAAAAGGCGGACCUUCCAGGGUGAACAGGGCCAGGCUGGCAUCCAAGGCCCACCAGGGCCACCAGGCCCCCCUGGACCGAGUGGACCUCUGGGGCACCCAGGACUUCCGGGGCCCAUGGGGCCACCUGGCUUUCCUGGGCCUCCUGGACCAAAGGGAGAUCCAGGGAUCCAGGGCUACCAUGGCCGGAAGGGAGAACGGGGCAUGCCAGGGAUGCCGGGCAAACAUGGAGCAAAGGGGGCUCCUGGAAUCUCUGUGGCUGGGGAGAAGGGUGAGCCAGGGACCCCAGGAGCCAAGGGUGAGAAGGGGGCUGCCGGCUCCCCGGGGCUACUUGGCCUCCUGGGGCAGAAGGGAGAGAAAGGCGAUGCUGGCAACUCCAUUGGCGGAAACAGAGGGGAGCCCGGCCCUCCAGGGCUCCCUGGGUCCCCAGGGCCAAAGGGAGAAGCUGGUGUCAAUGGCCAGGCCGGCCCCCCAGGACGGCAGGGAGACAAGGGGGAGCCUGGAGCGGCUGGAGAACAGGGACCAGCUGGCCCCAAGGGCUCCAAGGGAGAACCAGGGAAAGGAGAGAUGGUGGAUUAUAAUGCAAACAUCAACGAGGCUCUCCAGGAGAUCCGGACGCUGGCCUUGAUCGGUCCCCCUGGUCUUCCGGGGCAAAUUGGCCCACCUGGAGCUCCAGGGAUCCCAGGCCAGAAGGGGGAGAUUGGACUUCCAGGCCCUCCCGGACACGAUGGGGAAAAGGGACCUCGAGGCAAACCAGGAGACAUGGGCCCUCCUGGUCCCCAAGGCCCCCCAGGAAAGCCUGGGCCGGCAGGAAUCAAGGGAGAAGAUGGACACCCGGGGAGCCUGGGAGAGAAGGGGGAGAAAGGGGAGACGGGGCAGGCAGGCCCACCGGGUCUAGAUGGCCCAACUGGGGAGAAAGGAGAACCAGGUGGCCAAGGGAGACCCGGAGCGACAGGAUUGCCUGGCCCUAUUGGGCUCCCGGGAUUUACAGGAGAAAAAGGAGAACCCGGGGAGAAAGGUGACCCAGGAGUGGAGGUACCUGGGCCAGCAGGGCCAGAGGGGCCUCCCGGACCUCCGGGGCUCCAAGGCAUUCCUGGACCAAAGGGGGAAGCAGGACUAGCUGGAGCAAAAGGAGAGAAGGGUGUCCAGGGAGAAAAAGGAGACCGAGGUCCUCUGGGAUUACCCGGUACUCCAGGACCAAUUGGAGUUCCAGGCCCAGCGGGACCAAAGGGCGAGAGGGGCAGCAAAGGCGACCCUGGGAUGACAGGACCAACGGGAGCAGCUGGGCUUCCUGGUUUACAUGGACCACCCGGGGACAAAGGAAACCGGGGGGAGAGGGGGAAGAAAGGCUCUAGAGGGCCUAAAGGGGAUAAGGGAGACCAAGGAGCGCCUGGAUUAGAUGCCCCUUGUCCAUUGGGUGAAGACGGCCUACCAGUCCAGGGCUGCUGGAACAAGUGAAUGCCACUAAGCUGGGAUUGGCCUGUGUGUGUGUUUGUACAUAGAAUAUUUAUUUUUAUACAGUUUUCACUUUUUGAAAAUGCCAGACGUAUGAUGCAUCUUACAGAGUAUUAAAAAAAGAAAAAACUGCAUAUUUUGUACAGAAAAUACCAACCUCUUACCUUUUGUUUACAAGAUGUUUUUGUAUAAGUUCACGACUCUAAUACACUUCUUGUUUGUGAUACGGUCA
This is a messenger RNA of Rhinolophus ferrumequinum (greater horseshoe bat), 2062 nucleotides long. RefSeq names its product collagen type XIII alpha 1 chain (gene COL13A1). NCBI's taxonomy places the organism in Eukaryota, Metazoa, Chordata, Mammalia, Chiroptera, Rhinolophidae. The record is from RefSeq and is a predicted model, not a curated record. The transcript has 35 exons. Bases 67 to 1833 code for a protein of 588 amino acids.